Molecule: messenger RNA, 942 nt
Organism: Gastrolobium bilobum
Lineage: Eukaryota; Viridiplantae; Streptophyta; Magnoliopsida; Fabales; Fabaceae
Exons: 5
Coding region: 15-479 (154 amino acids)
Molecular function (GO): metal ion binding
Source: RefSeq, a predicted model, not a curated record
UGAGCUUUGUAGUUAUGUCUUCUUCUCCAAUUCCAGUUCCGAUUGGAAUUGCAAUGGAUUCUGCUUUUUCUGUCACAGCGACGAUGGCGCUUUUCAAACCUCUCAACAACCAUUACGCCAUAGUCAGAACCAGGCCACUCCUCCAGCUCCGUCGCCGCCUUAACUCCUGCCCUUCUAUUAUGCCUUUGCGGUGCUCAGCUGCUUCUUCCGGCGGCGGCGGCGACGAUUCCAUUAUUAUUCUCCAUGUUGGGGGAAUGAUGUGCGAGGGAUGUGCAGCUAACGUCAAAAGAAUUCUAGAAAGUCGACCACAAGUGUCAUCUGCUACUGUGAAUCUAACAUCCGAGAUAGCAAUAGUUUCGCCUGUAUCUGAAGAAAAAACUGCACCAAAUUGGCAGAACCGAUUAGGGGAGGCACUUGCACAGCAUUUAACUAGCUGUGGUUUCAGUUCUAGCCUUCGAGGUCAGGAAGAUAGCGACUGAAGGAAUUACUAUCUCAGCAUAUAAAAUACAAAAGAGUGGUCAUCUGGAGUCAAUGGUAAGUCUCUGCGCCGCUUCUGGUGUUUAUUGGAGAGUCAUGUUGUGCUCAGGUGGCCCUGCAUGUUGUAGAAUUUGCUGAUGUUCAAUCUAAAAUUAGCAAACAUGUAGCUAUCAAGAAUUUUGUGAACUCAUUCAUGUGAAGUUGGUUGGGUUUUGUGUGUAUGAUACACAGGACAUCUUGGUGAUUUCCGUACCAGCUGGUUGCUUCAAAAUGUUGAUAAUAAACAUGCCAAUAUGAAGAUGUUCAUAGCAUACUUGAGAAUUAAAAUCAAAUUAUCAGCCAAUAUGGGUCGCUCGAAUUGGAUUAAACCAACUUGGAUCCAAAAAUCAAAGUACCAGAGUUGUGGAUGAAGAAUGAUUGAUAGAACAAUUUGUGUUGCCUCUAUCUUUUGGCUCUCUUAAUUUA